Messenger RNA from Brassica napus (rape), 2604 nucleotides. Its product is annotated as CTD small phosphatase-like protein 2. The coding region runs from base 199 to 1143 and encodes 314 amino acids. The record is from RefSeq and is a predicted model, not a curated record. The transcript has 5 exons. Gene Ontology annotation, molecular function: phosphoprotein phosphatase activity. Lineage: Eukaryota; Viridiplantae; Streptophyta; Magnoliopsida; Brassicales; Brassicaceae.
UUACGUGGACUAAAGUCGACUCUCAUUCAUUACCAGAAAAUAUUUUACUUUUUAUUUCGCAAAGUGAGAGAGAAGAAGACGAAGAAAGGAAAAAUCGUUUUGAUCGGAGACUAUCCUUGUAUUCGAGCUAGCUCCGGUUCUUCUCGUCUCGUGGGUUUCUACUGGGCGAAAGACAGUUCCUUUACAAGGUUGUUUGUAAUGGAAGACGAUGGCUCUCCUUCUUCUUCUUCUUCUUCUUCUCGAGAUUUGGAUGCACAGAACCCUUAUGAUCGAUUGCUUGCUCUAAAUACAAGUCCCGUUGAUUCAAAUUGUAACUUGGAUUCGGUUUCUGCUAUUUAUCUAGCGAUGACGACAAGCUCAAAGCUGGAGUGCGUCGAUGAGCGCGGCCAAGACUCCCUCAUAACCUCCGUAUGCAACAUGGAGGACGAAGAAGAGGACGAGGAAGAGCUCGACGAGUUCGAUCCUUACCUCUUCAUCAAAAACUUACCCAACUUGUCCUCCGUUGUCCCUACUUUCAGACCCGUCUUGCUUCCUAAACAGACCCGAAGCUGCCCUCCCAUCUCCCUAGUCCUAGACCUCGACGAAACUCUUGUGCACUCUACUCUAGAACCCUGUGACGAGGUGGAUUUCACAUUCCCUGUGCAUUUCAAUGAAGAAGAGCACACGGUGUACGUGCGUUGCCGUCCUCACCUACAAGAGUUUAUGGAGAGAGUGUCCCGUCUCUUCGAGAUCAUUAUUUUCACAGCUAGCCAGAGUAUCUACGCCGAGCAGCUUCUGAAUGUGCUUGACCCUAAGAGGAAGCUCUUUCGCCAUAGAGUGUACCGUGACUCGUGUGUUUUCUUUGACGGUAACUACCUCAAGGACUUGUCUGUCCUUGGACGUGAUCUGUCUCGUGUCAUCAUCGUUGAUAACUCCCCACAGGCAUUUGGGUUCCAAGUGGAGAACGGUGUGCCGAUAGAGAGCUGGUUUAACGACCCGUCAGAUAAAGAACUCCUUCACUUGCUACUGUUUCUGGAAAGCUUGAUAGGAGCUGAAGAUGUGAGGCCCAUGAUCGCCAAGAAGUUCAAUCUAAAGGAAAAGAUUGAGGCAGCUGUAGAUGUACCCGAGUAUCCUGCUGAGGCAGGUGAUCCUUUCGAAAGGUAAAGUCUUUUCAAAAGCUCAGAAUCUGGCAUAAAAGCUACACAAAGGAGAAGACUUGCUCUUUGGGAGAAAGCUUGUGAAAGUUUCUCUUCUUGCUCUUUUGAGGUUGGAGGGAUUAGAAGUUGGAAGAUAUAUUAUAUAUAUAUAUAUCAAAUGUUGUUUUCUUAUUAGUUUAAAGAACCUUGGUAUACAAGAAGAAGUCACAGAAUAAUUAUUAUAAUUUUUUUUUUAAUAUAUUUUUGAAUAAUUGUGACAUAGUCUCCGGUAGAAUAGUCGAAGCUUUUCUUACCAAAUGGAGAUUACUUGUGAAGAAGAAGAGUAGUGCGCGUGUUAGUAGAAUUUGCAAACUUUACGCCGAUGUCGGCGCACGUUAAGCUGAGUAAUAUUUAUCCAUUUAUUUUAUUGACAAUAAUCAUUUUUAAAAAGAAAAAUAGCGGAUAAAAAAAAAAAAAAAAAAAAAAUUUCAUCGCCUCUCGAAAAACCUAGCGCACCAGUCCCCAUGGACGUAUCCGCGAACAAAGUUCUGGAAUUGAACGGUCGUGAUGCAGAGAUCCUAAUUAGCUCCAGCACGUUGAGAAUCCACGCGAAACCUGCCUUGGACGAAGGUGUGAAAUUAAACGGUGGGAUUCGAAAUAGCAGUAUUAUUAGGAGGAUGGUAGUUGAGGGAUACGACACCUCCCCUCGUAGGGAGGAUGUCGAAGAGGCUCUGAAAAAACACUUCGUAUCACGUAGAAUAAAGUUAAUGCAUGUCUCUGUUCCCGUAGACUACAAAUGUCGUAAUCGCAGACGCGCCUUAAUCUAUGUUAAUGGAGAAUGUGAAGCAGAGGCGUUGAAGCUUGAUGGAAGUUACGUGGGAGGACUUGUUUCAAAAAAAAAAGUAAUUUGGGAGGACGUAUUUUAACAAUUACGGCUUACCCUUUUGACGACAAUAGCCUUGAGCAUCUCUUUGCUCCUACCAGUGUCAUAGACGAAUACCGACAGCACACGUUGAAAGUUAGAGGAUUUGAUACUUGCCUCUCUCUGAAUGAUAUCGAGAAGAUGCUACUUAGGGUUUUCCCCGGAUCCGAUUGUUUUCCUCUCUGGGACGGCUCAGUUUUGCUUUAUCUCCGUGGACAAUAUGCUAUGGACGAGGCUCUGAAACUUAGCGGAGGUUCUGUGCAAGGCUUUAAAUUUGUAGUUACUGAGGUCUUCCCAGAAACUGUGAUAGAGACUGGCAUCUCUCUCGCAACUGCACGUAGCUUUGGCUUUCGUGGAUAAUUCUAAAACCAAUCAGAAGAUCAAGUCUACGGACUAGAAAUCUCUCGCUCUCUUUCUCUCUCAAAUGCUGUCUCGUGUUAUUAACUUGUGUCAUGCAAUGCCUCCUUUUUUCUUGUCUGGAUGUUGAAUGUGUUUUUAUUUGUUUUUUAUGAUUAAAACUCUGUAAAAACACUAUGACAAAUUUGGUUGUCCAAUCAAUAAUCAUUA